Messenger RNA from Drosophila rhopaloa, 600 nucleotides. RefSeq names its product protein new-glue 3-like. The transcript has a single exon. Lineage: Eukaryota; Metazoa; Arthropoda; Insecta; Diptera; Drosophilidae. The record is from RefSeq and is a predicted model, not a curated record. Bases 229 to 594 code for a protein of 121 amino acids.
AAACAAUGACGUCUGGUAAAUUUAAUUUUUCGCGAAUUUUGUUGUUUAUUUAACCCGGUUAUACUUGGACUUCCGAUUAAGUGACGCGAUAUGUUCUCACGGUACGGAAUAAGCAGACUUUUUGAACUGACUUCAGGUGUUUGGUAACACCACCGAAGUGGGUAUAAAUAGUGCGGCCAAAACUCCAGAACAGCAUCAGUUGGUCGCAUUCACAAUCCAACCAUCAGUAUGAAGCUCACCUGUGCCCUGCUCCUUUUGGCCACCGUGGCGUUCGUCCUGGUGGACAAGACCAGUGCGGCCACUGGCACAACCACAGCCACGACGGAGACAACCACCACCACCACCACCGAGGACAGCACCACAACCACCAGUACCACCGAAUCCACCACCACCACGACCACGGCUGCAAGCACUGACAAAAAGAUGUAUAUAAUUCACCGCAAUGGCACAAUAACCAGGCCCAAAGUAGAAGGGAAAAUACACGGUACCAAACAAGUACACUGCAAUAGCGGCGAAAAAAAGAAAAGCGGCAAAAGCAACGGUAGCAGCAAAGGCCUACGGUGGCUAAAGUCCUUAAAAGCAAAAGCGACCUGAUCCACA